Messenger RNA from Drosophila pseudoobscura, 500 nucleotides. RefSeq lists its product as uncharacterized. The record is from RefSeq and is a predicted model, not a curated record. The transcript is spliced from 3 exons. The coding region runs from base 19 to 396 and encodes 125 amino acids. NCBI's taxonomy places the organism in Eukaryota, Metazoa, Arthropoda, Insecta, Diptera, Drosophilidae.
AUUCCAAAAUUGACCACAAUGUGUGCUAAACAAUGUGAUGAUAGAGCAGUUUCCAUUGUUUUGGGAGCAUGGAACUUGAUCUCGGGACCAUGUUGGUUCCUUCUCUCUGUAUAUUUCAUAUCGCAACGUAAGAAACCGGAGGAUGGCACGAUUGUCAGUUAUGAAAAAUUUUGGUAUGUGUUUUGUAUGAUUGUGUUUGUUGCUGCGAUAAUACACACUCUGAGUGGGGUUCUGCUGCUGUUUGGCGUGUGGAAGGACUAUGGAGGAGUGUUCUUAGUGGGUAUGGUUAUUAGCAAUUUCUUGCCAAUCGUGUUGGUUUUAACCAUAAUUAUACCAAUUAUACAAGUUUUUUGCGUGUUUAGAGCGCUCAAUUACUGGAGAUCGAACUGGCCUUAGUUCCAGCUACAUAUGUCUAGAUCAUGGAAACUAUAUCUUAUAAAUCAAAAUUAAUAUAUAAAAGACCAUAAAUUAUCAGUAUAAAUAAUGGAACCAUUUCAGAA